This is a messenger RNA of Phalaenopsis equestris, 1733 nucleotides long. Its product is annotated as palmitoyl-acyl carrier protein thioesterase, chloroplastic-like. Gene Ontology annotation, biological process: fatty acid biosynthetic process. NCBI's taxonomy places the organism in Eukaryota, Viridiplantae, Streptophyta, Magnoliopsida, Asparagales, Orchidaceae. The record is from RefSeq and is a predicted model, not a curated record. Gene Ontology annotation, molecular function: fatty acyl-[ACP] hydrolase activity; acyl carrier activity. The coding region runs from base 214 to 1470 and encodes 418 amino acids. The transcript has 7 exons.
CCACCUUUCUCCUCUUCGUGCUGUUGUGCUCUAGUUUGGAUUAGUAAGCCCUAACCCUAGGGCGAAUUGAACGAAAUAAUCCCCUCUGUGUCUGUAAAUCAUCAGGAAGCUGUUAUAUAUUUCGAGGCGCGAAGCUUCAUUAUAAGUUUCAAGAGUAAUCGUGAUCAUAUGCACUAAAUUCACAAGUUUGAAGAAGAUUAGUCAAUUGACACCAUGGUUGCUUCCAUUGCCGCCUCAGCUUUUUUCCCGACUCCAUCUUCUUCUUCAGCGUCUUUGAAGGCUUCAAAGACUAUCGGUGAAGGUCCAGAGUCAUUGAAUGUUGCAGGAAUUGUUGCAAAACCUGCAACAGCUUCGGGUGCCAUGCAGGUUAAGGUCAAUACCCAAGCCGUUCCUCAGCUCAAUGGAGCGAAGGUUGGCUUGAAAUCUGAGUUUCAGAAGGUUGAGGAAGAUGCUCCUUCUGGUCCGAGAACUUUUUAUAAUCAACUGCCGGACUGGAGCAUGCUCCUUGCAGCCAUUACAACCAUCUUCUUGGCCGCUGAGAAGCAGUGGACUCUACUUGACUGGAAGCCACGGAGACCAGACAUGCUUGCUGAUGCAUUUGGCCUGGGUAAAAUUGUUCAGGAUGGGCUUGCUUUCAGGCAAAACUUUUCGAUCAGGUCAUAUGAGAUUGGGGCGGAUCGAACAGCUUCUAUAGAAACGUUAAUGAAUCAUUUACAGGAAACAGCACUCAACCAUGUGAAGUUUGCAGGCCUCAUGGAUGAUGGCUUUGGGGCUACACCUGAAAUGUCUAAAAGAAAUUUGAUAUGGGUCGUGGCUAAAAUGCAUGUUUUUGUGGAAAAGUAUCCUUCAUGGGCAGAUGUUGUUCAGGUGGAUACUUGGGUUGGUUCAUCCGGGAAAAAUGGGAUGCGCCGUGAUUGGCAUGUCAUUGACUGUCAAACAGGUGAAACUAUAGUGAGAGCUACAAGUGUUUGGGUCAUGAUGAAUAAACAGACUAGAAAGCUGUCUAAAAUGCCAGAUGAAGUAAGGGCUGAAAUAGGUCCUUACUUCAUCGAGCGCAUGGCUGUUAUAGAUGAGGAUAGUAGAAAGCUACCAAAGCUUGAUGAUGACACGGCGCAGUAUGUGCAAGAAGGCUUAACUCCUCGUUGGGCUGAUCUGGAUGUGAAUCAACAUGUGAACAAUGUCAAGUAUAUUGGGUGGAUUCUUGAGAGUGCCCCAACUUCCAUCAUGGAGAGCCAUGAGCUUACAGGAAUGACUCUUGAAUACAGAAGGGAGUGUGGAAGGGACAGUGUGCUGAAGUCUCUGACCUCUGUUGAUAGCAGCUCCUGCGGGUCUGAAGCUGCCAGAAUGGAGUGUGUGCACCUUCUACGGCUUGAGGGCGGCGACGAGAUUGUGAGGGGACGAACACAGUGGAGGCCCAAGCGUGCCCGGGUCUUCGACAAAAAGGGGCCACUCCCAGUUGGGAGCUCAUGAAGAUGAUGAAGGCAAUAACCUUCAUGUUGGUUCUGUAUCAGUUCUGGCUAAAGGGAUUGGGAGGAUGAUGAAGGCAAUAAUAACCUUCAUGGUGCUGCUCUUGCUUAUUGUUCAUCCUAUUUCAUUAUUUGGCUCUACUUGUAAUUAAGCAAAAAGCUGUUAUAUUUGUUCUCCUUUAUUUUGGUUGUGUGAGACAGAUGAGGGAAAUUUAUUGUAGAAUAUGGGUUUUAUGAUAAGCAUGGUCUUUAAUUUUUCUCACAAAA